GCAAAGGAUUUUGUUGAAAUUGAUGACAUUUUGGAUACAGUAACAGGGUCUGAUAGCCAAUGUGAUGUUUUGUCGUCUGGAGAUGAGUUGGAUGAUGAUAUGGUGAUGACGAUUGGGAGUUGGAUAAUGUUCAAGGUGGUUGUCGUGGCGAUUAUGGUGAUGAUUCAGGCAUUAGUGGUGGUGAGGAUGGUGACGACAAUGGAAUUGUUAGUGGUGAUGGUAAUGAUGACAAUGAUGAUGACAAUGAUGAUAAUGUACCUCUGGCCUGUCGAAAGAAAAGCGAGUCAAAGUAUAAGUUUGAAAAGUGA
Molecule: messenger RNA, 308 nt
Organism: Paramuricea clavata
Lineage: Eukaryota; Metazoa; Cnidaria; Anthozoa; Malacalcyonacea; Plexauridae
Source: the annotation of a GenBank genome assembly